Molecule: messenger RNA, 4521 nt
Organism: Peniophora sp. CBMAI 1063
Lineage: Eukaryota; Fungi; Basidiomycota; Agaricomycetes; Russulales; Peniophoraceae
Source: the annotation of a GenBank genome assembly
AUGCUCAAAGGCAUGAUGGAGGUCAAUACGUCUCCAUGGCGCGACCCUCAAAUCCUCCCGUUGUACAUGGCAGUCAUCUCGAUUGCCCUUCUUGCCUUUCGUCUCGUUCUCCCCGUCGUAUAUAAGUCAAACGUGAAAGAUAUUAUAGAGCACACACGUAGUAGUAAUAAUGAUUCGGAACAAAACAAGCGUAGCAAUAUUGCAAAACACAUUGACAGCCAUGGAGGCAACAAGAUCUUCACCAUUCGGGUGGCGCGAGCGGUGCUUGUCGCCGCUCUGUUGGUCCUCACGGUGGUCCACCCUGCUGGCGCUGAUGAGCCCAAGUGGGUCAAAACGAUACAACAUGCAACAUAUGCAUACACCACGUUCCUUGCCAUUUUCGUCGUCAUCACGUCAAACUCCUGGGCACGCGCAGCCAGUUCCCACCUCACGCUCAUCACCUUUGUCUGCUUCGUCGUCUACGCCAUUCGCGAUCUCUGGCCGCUGGUGGAAUUCAAUGGAAAGCCGUUUGACGGUGUAGAGGGUAGAAUAUUAUGGGCAAAAAUUGCAUUACUUGCUGCCGUGGGCGUUGUGCUGCCAUUAAUUGAACCUCGGUCAUACGUGCCGAAAGAUCCGAAGAAUCCGACGGAGCCGCAUCCCGAGCAGACGGCGUCUAUCUUCUCAUCUGCGACGUUCACGUACCUUCAACCCACCGUCUCGCUCGCGUACCGCGUUCCCCACCUGCCAUUCGACCGUUUACCCCCUCUCGCCGACUAUGAUCAUGCGCAAGUGCUCGUGUCCUCUGCUCUCAAGCAUCUGGAUUCGUUCGCCGGCGCGCCACAGCGACACUUGUUCUUUGGGUUACUCAGGAUUUUCCUCAGGGAUUAUAUGAUCAUGGGCGUCAUGCUUACUAUCCGCAUGCUGGCCAUGUUAUUGGCACCGUUUGCGUUGAACGGACUCUUGCGAUCCCUUGAAGAUGAGGAGCAUAGCUCGCCUCGCCUCCGGCCGUGGUUCUGGGUUAUCUGCAUAUUCCUGGGCCCGUGCAUCUCGGUCUUCUCUCAACAAUGGCAGAUCGUGGUCUCUACAACAGCGUUAACACGCGCACAAGCCAUCCUCACUCAGCUUUUGUUCCGACAUGCGUUACGGAUUCGCAACAAGAGCGAGACCGCGACGCCGAUCGGCGCUGGAACGGGCAAGCAGCCGGUGGCGAACAAGUCGGCCAACUUGACAGGCCGCUUGAACAAUCUGGUGACUACUGAUAUGAACAGCGUCACUGAAGGUCGCGAGUUUCUGCAGCUCAUUUAUUUCUGUCCGGCACAGUGUGCUCUUUGCAUCUUUUAUCUCUAUACCCUGCUCGGGUGGAGUGCUUUCGUCGGAAUGGUUGUGAUGCUUCUCUGUUGGCCCGCCCCUGGAUAUAUCGCGAAGAAGAUGCAGGACUACCGCAAACGCUCGAUGAAGACAACGGAUGCUCGUGUUCAAGCGGCUACCGAAACACUUGGUGUCUUGCGUAUGAUCAAACUUUUUGCCUGGGAGGAGAGAAUGAGCGACCGGCUUGCAAAGAAGCGCGACGAGGAGCUUUCUUGGAUCCUACCUGUUCAGCUUCUGAAUCUUUCCAGCGAAGUCACCUCAUACUCCGUGACUAUAGUACAACUGGCGGCCACAUAUGCAGUCUUCGCCAUCGUGAUGAAACGCGAGUUGACUCCGGCUAUCGUGUUCUCCUCGAUGGCCGUCUUUGAUCUCUUGCGCAACCAGAUGAGGCUGGCGGCUAGUCUUCUACCGACCGUCAUUGAUGCCAAAGUCUCUCUUGAUCGUAUGACCGAGUUCCUUCAGCACACCGAGCUACUUGACGCCUACACGACAUCGCGUGGUGACGGUGCCACUGAAGGGAUCGACGUCCCUCAAGGUGCGAUCGGUUUCAAGGACUGUCGCUUCACCUGGUCUCGAGCGGACGACAACGAAGGCUCCAGCACUCCGUCGAGUCGCAACUUCUCUCUCCGCAUCGACGGCGAGCUUGCAUUCGCGCGCGGUGCAGUCAACUUGGUCGUCGGACCCACCGGGAGCGGCAAGACAAGCUUACUUAUGGCUCUCCUUGGGGAGAUGCACCACUCGCCGUCGGCGACUCCAGGCUCGUGGGUCAACCUCCCUCGCGACGGUGGUGUCGCAUAUGCCGCACAAGAGUCGUGGGUUCUUAACGAGACUAUCAAGGACAACAUUUUGUUUGGCGCUUCGUAUGACGAAGAGCGGUAUAAUAAAGUCCUGUAUCAGUGUGGUCUUCUCCCCGACCUCGAGCUCUUCGAGGCCGGCGACUCGACCGAGGUUGGCGAGAAGGGUCUUACUCUCAGCGGCGGCCAGAAAGCACGCGUCACUCUUGCUCGCGCGGUCUAUUCAUCGGCUGAUAUCUUACUUUUGGACGACGUACUGGCGGCUCUCGACGUGCACACCGCUCGGUGGAUCGUUGACAAGUGCCUCAAGGGCGAUCUCGUUCGUGGGCGUACCGUCAUACUCGUCACACACAACAUCGCAUUGACCCGUUCGAUUGCUGGUUUCGUCGUAUCUCUGAGCCCGGAUGGUCAGGUCAUCAGCCAAGGGUCCGUAUCCGAGGCGCUUGCGAAGGAUGAAACACUAGCGCAUGACGCCGAAGAGGAGGCGCAAAUCAUCGAGAAGGAUGAGGCUGUGGUUGAUAUGGGGACACCGGCUGCUCCCGCGAAGCCUAAGUCUGGCGGGAAGCUCAUUGUGGCUGAAGAAGUGGCCGAAGGUCACGUCUCCUGGUCGUCCCUGAACAUGUAUCUGAGCGCACUCGGCGGGAAACACGGCACUUUCUUUUGGCUCAUAUUCGUGGGGGGCUUGCUCACCAGUGACGUCUUUCGUGUCCUGCAGACAUAUUGGCUCGGAUACUGGAGCGAGCAGUACGAACUUCGGCCCUUCGAUCAGGUUAAUGUUGCUUACUACCUCGGCGUCUUUGUCGUCUUUCUUGUUGGCUAUAUGGUGGCAUAUACAGCCGCAGCCUUGGGAUACGUAUCCGGUAUAGUUCGCGCUGCGAGGAAGUUACACAAGGCCCUCAUGGAUGCCAUCCUUGGGACGACUCUCCGCUUCCUAGAUAGUACGCCCAUGUCAAGGAUCAUCGCUCGGUGCACUCAAGACAUACGCGCCAUUGACGGGCCUGUCGCCUUCCAAUUCCGUUUCGUCGUCGAGAUCAUUGUGACGAUGAUCGUCAAGCUCACCUCUAUCGUGAUAUACACGCCCAUCUUCCUCAUCCCUGGAGCGAUCUUCUUCGCGGCAGGAGCGUACACGGGUAACGUGUACAUGUCCGCGCAAUUGUCCGUCAAGCGCGAGAUGAGCAACAAGAAGGCGCCUGUUCUUGGACAUUUCGGCGCCGCCGUCGCCGGCCUCGUGUCCAUUCGUGCCUACGGCGCGCAAGAGGCGUUCGAGGCUGAAUCUUAUCGACGCAUUGACGAGUACACGAGAGCGGCACGCACCUUCUAUGAUCUGAAUCGCUGGGUUGGCAUACGCAUAGAUGGGCUCGCUGGUCUUUUCACGGCUGUGCUCGCCGCGUACAUGGUCUAUGGGCCCGGCCACGAGAAGUUCCUUCCCUCCGACAUUGGCUUCUCGCUCAAUAUGGCCGUCGGCUUCAGCGGUCUGAUCAUCUGGCUGGUACGCUUCGUCAACGCGUUUGAGGUCAGCGGCAACAGCCUCGAGCGUAUCCGGGCCUUCACGGUCAUCGAACAAGAGCCUAAGCCCAUUUCGGACAAAGUGCCGUCCGCGGCCUGGCCUACGAGCGGCAGCCUGCACGUCGAGGGACUCAACGCCCGUUACUCGACGGACGGCCCACUCGUUCUCAAGGACGUGUCCUUCGAAGUCAAGUCUGGCGAGCGAGUCGGCAUCGUGGGGAGAACGGGCAGUGGGAAGAGCUCGUUGACGCUCUCGCUUCUCCGGGCUAUCCCAACGGAGGGUCAAGUGAUCUACGACGGCGUUGAUACGAGUGCUGUAAAUCUCGAUGCUCUCCGCAGCAACAUCACGAUCAUCCCGCAAGUUCCUGAGAUGCUCAGUGGCACCCUCCGCGAGAACCUCGAUCCUUUCGGCGAACAUGACGACGCAACGCUCAACGCAGCCCUUCGUUCUGCCGGGCUCACCGCUCUUCAAGGCGAUAAUGAUGAAGGCAAGAUCACGCUUGACACGCCCAUCGCCGCAAGCGGAGGCAACCUCUCCGUCGGCCAGCGUCAGAUCCUCGCUCUCGCCCGUGCUCUAGUUCGGGGCAGCAAGCUCCUCAUCCUAGACGAAGCUACAUCGUCGAUCGACUACAAGACGGACUCGAUCAUUCAGUCCUCGCUGCGCAAGGAGCUAGGAAGCGAUGUCACCCUUCUCAUCGUCGCGCACCGGCUGCAGACGAUCAUGGAUGCGGACAAGAUCAUGGUGCUUGAUGCGGGGAGGGUUGUUGAGUUUGAUUCGCCCCGCGCUUUACUGGGCAAGGAUGGACUGUUCAAAAAGCUGGUGGAUGAGAGUUCCGAUAAGCAGGCGCUGUACGCGAUGCUGCCUACUAAAUAA